Coregonus clupeaformis (lake whitefish) is the source of this 3446-nucleotide messenger RNA. Its product is annotated as phosphatase and actin regulator 4B-like. NCBI's taxonomy places the organism in Eukaryota, Metazoa, Chordata, Actinopteri, Salmoniformes, Salmonidae. Gene Ontology annotation, molecular function: actin binding. Gene Ontology annotation, biological process: neural crest cell migration; actin cytoskeleton organization. The record is from RefSeq and is a predicted model, not a curated record.
UGUCCGGGAAAGGAGGAGACCAGGGAACUUGGUUGAACAAGUUGUGGACCAGGUGUGCUCCUACUCUGCCCAGCACAGAGUGCCUAUUCCUGGGUAGAAAGAGCAAGAGAGGCCCCUCUGGGGCUGGAUCAUGGGACAGAGCCUUCCUCUGGAGACCCCAGCUCAGGACCAACACCAACACAUCCACUGCAGCAAUGAUGAAGUUGACCACCUGCACAACACGACGGGGGGAGAUGGGGACGGCACCCCUAUCCCAUGCAAGGGCAAGGGCAAGUUCUCUACCAUUGGCAAGAUCUUCAAACCAUGGAAGUGGAGGAAGAAGAAAAGCAGCGAGAAGUUUACGGAAACUUCAGAAGUUCUGGAGAGAAAGAUGUCGAUGAGGCGACCGAGGCAGGAGCUUAUAGAACAGGGAGUGCUGAAGGAGCUCCCGGAGAAUGAAGGGGACGAUCCUCACAGCCCCAAACAGCCCUAUGUGAAGAAUGGCCACACCCUGCCCAUGGGUGGAGGUGGUGGAGGGGGCAGAGGGCAGGAUAACCAGACAAGACCCACCUCAGACUCUGGGAUGAACCCAUCAGACUUGAAGAUUAACCCAGCCUGGCUGCCACAGCCAGAGGACCGCCGGGUCCGCUUCCCCUCGGACGGAGACCGCCAUGGGGACCAGGGUGGCCCCAGAGGCUCUGGACAGCAGGAGGAGGGCCGGCGAGGAGGGGGAGGAGGACGAUCCCAGGGGGAGGGGGAGGGGGAGUGGAAGUCUAACAUGGCCUGGCAGGGCCAGGGGAUGGGCCAGUCGCAGGGGAUGGGACAGGACCAGGGGGAGGAGGGGAGACGCGGGGGCAGACUCCACUCUUCUGACGGAGACAAGCGGCCGGGCCUGCAGAAGGCGCCAUCAGAGGACGGUAGGAGGAGUCGCCCCGCUGAGACAGCAUGGAAGCCCACCCUUCCCCGGCACGCAUCCGCAGAGGAGGGAAGGGCCCGUAGAGAAUCAGAUAGCCAUUUUGUUCCUGACCCAGAUUCGCUGCGGGACACUCUCCGAGAGCCGCUGCCCCCCAAACAGUCUGUUAUGCCCCCCAAGUGGCUGAUGAGCUCCACCCCCGAGCCCGGCAACGAAGGGUCACCCUCACCCCGCACCCCAUCCAACCACCCUGCAACCACGUACUCUUCCUCCUCCUCUUCUUCCUCUGCAGUUGCAAAGCCUGCCCGAAAUGUCUCCUCUGCAGGCGCCAACCCCCAAUCUUCAGCAAUAGUGUCCCUUGUGCCAUCCUCCACCCCCCAGGUGACCAAGCAGCCUCCCCUCCCCCCGCCCAAGCCAGUCAACAGGGGCGGCAACGCGGCCAUGUUGGGCGACCUCACCCAGGCCGGUACCAACCUUGUGUCAACUAAGCCCUCCCCACCGAUGCCCCCCAAGAGGACCACCCCUGUCACAAAGCGCAACCCGGAGGACCCCUCUGUGUCCUCUCAGUCUGUCUCCUCCCCCUCCCUGCUUUCUCCUGAGGACCAUCAUAACCACUCAGUGGGCUUCCAGAUGCCUCCCCCGUCCCCGCCCUUACCCACACACAUCCCCCCUUCUCCCCCCGCCAGCAUCCACACGCACUACCUCCACCACCAGCAUUCCUACCAACAUCCCAUCCCCCAGCCCUUGCUCUUUGACCCUCCCAGCCCCACCAGUGAGCCCCCCCAGCGUCCAGCCCCCGUCCCCCUGCACAUCAUGAUCCAGAGGGCCCUGUCCAGCCCCGGCCCGGCCCAGCCACACCCCGACGUCUCCCAGCGCUCAGCCCACUCCCUGCUCUUCGAGACACCGCCCGAGUACCAGGGGGACCGUGGCCGGCCCCUAGCUGUCAGCAUCCAGCCUCUGAAACUGGCUGAGGAUGACUACUCUGAGGAGGAUGAUGAAGAAGAAGAGGAGGAGGAGUACGAUGGGGAGCUCCCCCAGCCAGAGCUGGAGCCACGGAGCAGAAGGUGCAUGGUGGGCAUCAGCGUCAUCCCCGAGGGAUCCAACAGCAGUGAGGAGGAGGAAGAAGAGCAGGACCUGCAAAGGGACGACAGCGACUCGGACGGGCCAGUGCUUUAUAAGGAUGAAGAUUCAGACGAGGAUGAGGAGGAUGAGCCGCCACCCAGUGCUUUGGCCAGCAGGGUCAGAAGGAAGGACACGUUAGCUUUGAAACUGAGUAACCGACAUGCCCCAGAGAAAGAUGCUCGGGAGGACAAGUCCAGCGGUCACACGGGAGGUCGCACUCCGGGACACACACACCAAGGGUCGACAGGGCUGACGUGGCAGAGCAGGGAGCAAUGGGAGGCCAUACGCACACAAAUAGGCUCUGCACUCACAAGGCGUCUCAGCCAGAGACCCAGUGCAGAGGAGCUGGAGCAGAGAAACAUCCUUCAACCCAAGAACCAGGUAGACAGGCAGGCGGAGGUCCGAGAGAUCAAACGUAGGCUCACCAGGAAGCUGAGUCAGAGGCCCACGGUUGCUGAGCUACAGGCCAGAAAGAUCCUGCGCUUCCACGAGUAUGUGGAGGUCACCACAGCCAAUGACUACGAUCGGCGCGCGGACAAGCCCUGGACCAAGCUAACACCCGCCGACAAGGCUGCUAUUCGGAAGGAGCUCAAUGACUUUAAGAGCUCUGAAAUGGAGGUUCAUGAAGACAGUAGGAUCUAUACAAGGUUCCACCGGCCUUAGCAUCCACCCCAUACUGGAAAGCACGUACUUAACCAGCGGCCGGCAGAGUCUCUGGAGAGGAGUCGCGGGGUCUUGGUGCUCCCUAAACAGACUGCCUUUUUAUGUUGCUGAAUGUACUGUACAGAUCAUCAAGGAAGGCCCGGGAAUUGACUCAACUAAAAACAGGGGGACUGAGGACCAGAUGCAGUAUUUCUCCCGGACAGUAGGGGAGCCAAGUGCCAACAAAGUGGAGAGGUGGCAGAGGGGCUUGACCGAUCGGGCUGACUGGGAGACACUCUGCCAACGUGUGUUAUCCCUCAGGGACUUGGUUCCACUGACAACGACAUUUUGCAGCCUCUUUCGAUGUUGCCUUUUUUUCUGCUUUUACUCUGUAUGGCACAGUUAACCCAUGUUGCAGAGAUGUAAAUGUAAUAACAUUACAGUAAUAAUAGUCAUAAUAAAGACGGCUACAAUAAUAAACAAUAAUAAAUGUUAGAGACUUGAAGCUGCAGAAGAGGACGAGGAGGAAGAAAACUGUGGGAUUUGCCAUUCCCAAGACUGGAAAAGCUCUGGGAUAAUUGUGUACUUGUGUAUAGAUUGCUGUGAUUUCUUAGACUGAAACUUUGGAGAGUUCUAAUAAUGACAACUGUAAUGCAUAAUAUUUUGAUCACAUCAGAAAUUACCGCUUUUAUUUGAACCUGUUUUAUAGUGUGCAUUUGUACAUUUUAGUCAUUUAGCAGACGCUCUUAUCCAGAGCGACUUACAGGAGCAGUUAGGGUUAAGUGCCUUG